AUGAGCUCCGGCCUCACCCUUACAGCUUCACUGAGAGUCCCACACGGACCGGGACCGACCCGCAUCGCUCUGAGCCGAGCAGGAAAACAGAGACUCACUGAGGAUCAGGGGGGAGGAGACGGUGUUAGAGGUCGAACCUGAGGACCACCCAGGAGGACCUAUCAGAGCUGCUCUGCUCCCUCUGAAGUCCAAAAACCCUUCAGUGUGGUUUUCCACUGGGCUCAGGUUCUGGUCCACUUUGAGUCCAGAUCAUGCAGACGUUUGGUUUCUCUGUUUUUAUCGAACCCUCGCUCCUGUUUGGUCUCACCUCAGAUGUUUCCAUGACGACCCUGAAGAUCAGCUGAAGAAACAUUUUCUCUGUGAAGCUUUUAUUUAUUUUAUCAAACUAAAAUAUCCUGUUAAAAAAAAACUAAAUAUCUAAAACAAAACAAAAACAUUUUAUACAAACUUAAAAACAUUUAAUCACAUCCAAAAAAAAACAUUUUAUAAAUUAUUCUGAAAAUAUUUUUACACGAUCCGACAUGGAUGGAGUCUGUCUGAGUUUAAUGAAAUCCUCUUUUUCAUUAAUUUUUUUUUGUUUGUUUAGCAAAAAUACUUUAAGUUUCCUACAAUUUUUUAAUAUAUUCAUGUUUCCUGGUAUUUAAAAAAUUUUCGGUUUAACAAAAAAUAAUUUUCAGUGAUUUUUUCCAAAUUGUUUAAUUUUUUUUUUAUGUUUUGAUGUUUUUAUAAAAAAUGUGUUCGUUUUUUUUCAGAAUAUUGUGGAUUCUUGAAAUAUUGUGUGUCUAAUUCUUAUUUUGUUAUAAAUAAAUAUUUUUGUGUCCACACCACGUUUGUCCCCUCAGGGCCUCCGUAGCUCUGCCUCUGUAGGUUUGUGUUUCUCAGUGGUUUGUUUAAAUAACUUUUAUUCUGUCAUUUCUGUAUUUCUGUUUUUAAACCGUCUCUCCUGUGUCUGAGUUUCCCUCACACGGUCGGUUCCCUGCAGACCGUCUCGCUGAGUUCCUGUCAGAGCUCCUCAGCUCCUCCGUUUCCUGUCCUCCUGGUUUUGUGUCUCUGAAUCAAACCCUGCUCCUCUUCUCCUCUCAGUUUUAUGAUUAAAUAUCUGAGCGUCAGCCUCGUCCCCUCUCCUCCGUCUGUUGUCGUCCAUUUUUAAAUAAAGGUGCUAAUCUCUGCAGAGCAGCUCCGUUUGUCUGAGGAUCAUCAGCUGAUGAAGUCUGUGAGGGUGUAGAGGUGACCGUCUGAGAGUUAAGUGAGAUGUUCGGAGUUUGACGUCUAACAGACUCGCAGACGGAAACAUGUGGAGGUGGAGGAGACGUGUCUUUGGAUCAUGUGACAUGAAUCAGACGAGAUCAGGCGUUAAAAACGACAGCAGACACUCUGUCAUCUCCUCAAGUUCUCCAGUGAAACCAUCUCUCUGAGGAACUUUGAGAGGAAGUCACGGGGUGACUCUUUAACUCGCUCACUCCUAAACCGUAAUCAUCUUUUAAGCAGCAGUCAGAGCGUUCAAAGAGACGCUGCGGUGGAACUAUGUUUAAUCUUUCCUCUGGGGAUCAUGGAGGAGCGUUUUAAAGAAGACGAGGGCGUCAAUUAAGAGGAAACGAACUUCAAAAUGACGACCAUUAAACUCUGAAAUCUUUAAAACGCUCCCUGCUGAAUUGUCUUCUCAGCGGAGAAGGUUUCGAGAGAGCGCCGCUUCACUCUGAGGAGAGACAUGAGGUAUUUAUUUACUCCGCUCAGGCUGUCAACACGCCCAGAGUCCAACCGCCAGUCUGUCAGAGCGCUUUUCAAACCCGGGCUUUCUAAUGUCAGGACAUCAGUCCACAUGGAGACGAACGCCAACGACUCAGAAAAACAGGCCGAGAAGUUUGAACCUCGCUGUUCGAACCCUGAACAGACGACAGGAAGUCAACAGAUCCAUCAGUCAGGUCUGAGCGCAGGAGGGCGGUCAGAGGAGGGCGGUUCAGAGACGAGGGUUCAUCCAGCAGACAGAUUUCAGGGUAACGCCCACUUACCUGUACAGGUGACACCCACUUACCUGUCCUGUUUGAGUGACAUGUUGGAGCUGCUCGCCGUCAGUCAGCUGUUUCCUUCUUCUUAA
Xyrichtys novacula (pearly razorfish) is the source of this 2095-nucleotide messenger RNA. The record is from the annotation of a GenBank genome assembly. Lineage: Eukaryota; Metazoa; Chordata; Actinopteri; Labriformes; Labridae.